UACAAAUGGAGUGUGCGGUGUAAUUUUGCGUGUAAAAUAAAAACACAAUAGAAUAACGCAACCCGUAGAGAGGCGUAGACGGGAGACCGCAGUUAUUGGGGAUCAAUUUGGGAACAUAGAAUAGAGUCGAAUAGAAAAGUAGUCCUCCAUUGACGAAGGCAGCACGAGAAGAAUUAAGAAAGAGACAGAGAGAGAGAGAUGCCGCAGCCGAGCAAGGAGCCCUGCAAGAAAGAGGCCUGCGACAUUCAAGCUUGCCUAUCCAAGAAUAACUUUCUCCCUCAAAGGUGCAUGAAACCCAUUGAACUGCUGAACUCCUGUUGUGAGAAAUGCGAUUUUAAGUCAACUCACUGUGCUUCCCUUUCUGGACUCUUGAAGCAAAAGCCAAAAUGAGAGUUGGGUUGGGUUAUAUUCUUAGAAAUCAAUGCUGGCAGCUACAACCAUUCAACCAAAAAAUAGGAAACUCACGCACACGAAACUGCAUGAGGUUACUCAUUUAGGGAAAGAAGCUUAUGAAAUAAAAAGGCACCAUGCCAUUAGUAUUGAUUAGUGGUAAAAAGGAAUUUUGAUAUUUUGGGGUGAUAUUCCAUUAUCAUCUUUAUACCUAUGUAUGUUUUAUAUUGCUAAUCAAUAAAAAAUUGAUACAUUAUUCAGAUUGGUAUUUAUUUUAAUUGUAUUUCCUUGAAUUAUUAUCUGAUACCUUGAUUGAGGCACAUGCUAGUU
Molecule: messenger RNA, 720 nt
Organism: Arachis stenosperma
Lineage: Eukaryota; Viridiplantae; Streptophyta; Magnoliopsida; Fabales; Fabaceae
Exons: 2
Coding region: 199-390 (63 amino acids)
Source: RefSeq, a predicted model, not a curated record